AUGGGAGCAAAUUACAUAGGAGACUGCGGAGGAUGCAGCAAUAUGGUGGCUCGUGCUAUAGCAGUAACGAACACGUACAACGGCAUGAUGGUGCUUGACCACAAUCUGGACGGAAAUGGCUGCAAAUUUGUAGAAGCAAAUGAAAAUGCUACCUUAGUUGUCAACGAAACGCAAGCUCUAAUGAGCGGUGUAGGAUCGCACCAGGUAAGAUUCCCAUGCAACAAAGAUGGAUUUUGGGAGAGUAGCGCGGGCACAAUCGUCAGUAGUGUCUCUUGUUUGAUCGAAAUUACUUCAAGUGAAAAUACAUCCCCACCGGAGAGCACUAGCGAAACACCAGUCACAACUACUACAACCACGCCACCUCCAGGGAAAGGUAGUGCCAAAAAAGCAACUACGAUUAGCUAGAA
Messenger RNA from Strongylus vulgaris, 407 nucleotides. Lineage: Eukaryota; Metazoa; Nematoda; Chromadorea; Rhabditida; Strongylidae. The record is from the annotation of a GenBank genome assembly.